GUCACCACUUCCUGGAGCUCACGUUGUUGCUGACAUCAGAGGCGCAGCUCCGGGGUGAAACUCGGCUCUCUCGCUCCUCUCCGUAGUGUGUGUUGAGACAAGCAAAGCGCAGGGCGAAGAAGAAGAAGAAAAAAAACUUUACUCUGAAACACAUCGGCCACUGCAGGUUAUUCCCCUCUGUCCACUCCACUCUGGAUUUAUGCACCUCUGAAAGAAGAAGAAUAUCUUUGCGCCUGAGUGCAGCUUGUUCUUGUUGUUAUUUCUGCGCUUAGUCCAGAGCGCAGUUUCCGGAUAUCAGCUCACUGUUUUUGGAAGAUUUUCUCCGCAUCUGUUAGGAUUUUUCCGCUCUUCCUGUCGCGUGUCUGUGAUAACUUACAGCCCACAAUCAGUUCAUUUUCAAAAAUCCUGCAGCCGCAACUGGAUCAUGGACACACACAGAUAACAAGGGUGAAGUCUUCAGCAGCAGAGAGAAGUUGAGCUCCGUGCUCUAGUUCAACAGGGCCACUUCCUGAUGAUGACAGUAAACAUGGAUGACGGUCUCCAAAAUGGAUCUGGACAGCACAGAAACUCACAAGACGACGAGGAGGCACUUAACUCCAUCAUGAAGGACUUAGCAGCCUUGGGCCGUUGUUACACCCAGCACAACAGCCACAAGCCCAAGAACCGAACCUUACUCUACAAACAGGAUUUAAGAGUCAAGCUGGAGCAUGAGAGAGAAAAACGAAUCAUCCUGUUUCAGAGGCCGCUGAAGAUCAAAGAGCUGCUGCAGAAAGUGACCGAGGCCUUUGGCCAGCAGAUGGACAUGUUCUUCAUGGAGAAAGAGCUGCUGCUGCCCCUGAAGACGCAGGAGGACCUGGAUCAGGCGGUGCUGACGCUGGGCUGCAGUUCGGGGACCAAUGGGCUGCUCAGGAUACUGCUAAAGACUCCUAAAAACAACCAUUACCUACAGGUGAACAGCAGGGACAAACAGAGCGAGAUGAAGUCAUCGAGGUCACUGGGAGAUUUGAAGGGCUCCUUGCUAAAGGGCUCAGAGAGGGUGCGCAAACACUCAACAGGUUCCCUCCACACAGGUCGGACGUCCCCGCCGCCAGGCAGCGUCCCUGAGGAGCAGCAGCAGAUCGCCCGCCAGGGCUCCUACACCAGCAUCCACAGUGAAGGGGAGUUCAUCCCAGAAAACCCAGACCAAAGUAUGUUGGAUCCCUUUGGGAGUGCAGACAACUCGCUGUCGAGCAGCUGUCAGUCAAUAGAUCAAGCACUGGACAGCCCUCCUUACUCACAGAACACCCGUGACAAUAAUUACCUGAACCUUAACUUCGAAUACAAAGGUCGUCAUGGAAAAGGAGGGACUUUCCCACGCCAGUUCCAAUUGCCAAAUCGCAGCAAGGAUUACGGAGAUAGACGUAGGACACUUCCGCGGAGCUUCAUGCCGCAGGAGAAUCUUUUUCAGCUGGUUCCCUCCAGCCGCACUCGAAGCUAUAAUGGAGACAGCACGCUGCAGUACAGCGAUCUGCGCUCACUGGGCAAAAGCUCCCAGCGAGGUACAGCCAAGUCACCACGGGCGCCAGUCAACUGGAGACAGGGAAAGCUGCUGGGACGAGGAGCGUUCGGGGAGGUCUACCUCUGCUACGAUGCCGACACAGGCCGCGAGCUGGCCGCCAAGCAGGUGCCGUUUGAUCCCGACUGUCAAGAAACCAGCAAGGAAGUGAAUGCUCUGGAGUGUGAGAUUCAGCUGCUGAAGAAUCUGCGUCACGAGAGGAUUGUGCAGUACUACGGCUGCCUUCGAGACCUCGACCAGAGAAAACUCACCAUUUUUGUCGAGUUCAUGCCCGGGGGCUCGAUAAAAGACCAGCUAAAAGCCUACGGAGCCCUGACGGAGAAGGUGACGAAGAGAUACACCAGGCAGAUCCUCCAAGGAGUCUCCUACCUGCACAGCAACAUGAUUGUACACCGGGACAUCAAAGGUGCUAACAUCCUGAGAGACUCCUCGGGAAACGUGAAGCUGGGAGACUUUGGAGCCAGCAAACGUAUCCAGACCAUCUGCAUGUCUGGUACAGGCAUCAAGUCUGUCACUGGCACCCCCUACUGGAUGAGCCCUGAAGUCAUCAACGGGGAGGGAUAUGGGAGGAAAGCUGAUGUGUGGAGUGUCGCCUGCACCGUUGUUGAGAUGUUGACCCAGAAACCCCCGUGGGCCGAGUACGAAGCCAUGGCAGCCAUUUUUAAGAUCGCCACCCAGCCUACAAAGCCCACGCUUCCCGAGGGUGUGUCCGACGCUUGCAGGGACUUCCUGCGGCAGGUGUUUGUGGAGGAGAAGUGGAGGCCCACUGCAGACUUUCUGCUCAGCCACCCAUUCGUUCAGGGCAGCUUCUGAGCUCCUGUGGAUCCCCUUCCCCUUCCCUGCCUGUGAGGCCUCCGUGGCCCCGGUGCAUCCCCUCCUCUCCGGCCCGUCCCAUCCCCAGGGCCCCCUCCCCUCGUCACCAAGCUCCAGGGCUCAGUACCACUCCCAACUUCCUGUUAUCCACCACUAGUGUCUGCCUUGUCGAGACUCCUGCAUCCUACUAGCUCCACCUGGACUAUUCCCUGAGAGGGAAGGGUGACUGCUGUUAAGACCUCCAGAGUCCUCUGAGGUUUUGCAUGGUGUUCCCUCAGGAGGGCACUAACAAGAAGGCAGUCUCACAAGCUCCAGACUGCUGUCCUUUUAACAAGCGCAGGAAAAGUGACCAAGGUUAGAGCAAAGUGUCGCGUCUCAACCUUUAGGUAUCACUUUACACCCACUUACUGCUGCAGAACAGCGUCUCGGGAUCGAGGAGACGUAAUUGUGAUUACAUUGAUCACACGUGACCGUACUGUAAGUUUCUUAUCAGCCUAAAGAAAGCUGUGGGCAGAAUUUAAGAUGGUAAAAUAUUUUUCUAUGAUGCAUAUAAAGUCAUCCUAGCAGAUGAGAUGUCUAUUGUCAUUCUAGAAAAACAAAAUGUAAAUGUAUUUUUUGCCAACGCCUUACAAUAAGAAUUUGUAAGUAAGAAUGUCUUUUAUAACGUCUGCGAGGGUCACCAGUACCCUGCUUUCAUAAGCACUCACAAAAACAAGCCCAUUUUAGGAAGGAUUGUCAAUGUUGCACUUUUUGAUAUCAUGCAUUGAAACAUUUCCGACGUGCAGGAUAAUCAGCCGAGGAGAUAUUUUUCUAUUUGAUGCAUUUUUUUUUAUAUAUUAUUGAGAAUUGUGUUUCAGUGUAAAAGAAGAAAAAGAAGAAGCGAACUGUUUUUGCGCAUUCGUGUGCAAUGUCUCUUAAGCAAUACCAACACUACUGUUGUCAUUCCAUCCUCCCAUGCAGCGAGCCUUGUUCCAUUCAGAAGUGGCCAAAGAAACGUUGCAGAGACUGAAACCUUUCGAUAACUUUUAGAAAACGUGCAGUAUUAGUCAUGUCUGACUUUUUUUGCCACCUCAGAGCCCCAUAUAGCCUUUCCUGUGUUAUGGCAGCUUUGUGCACAGACCAAAUCGGACGCAUUAACGUCACUUUUUUUUUUUAUAAUUUUUUUUAAAGAUUGUGAAAUUAGACCGAAGGAAGCGUCUUGUUUAUAUUUUUGCUGUAACUUCACCCCACGCCUUUAUUUAGCUUUCCACGCCAUCUCGAAUGGGUCUCUUAAUGACUUUGACGGCACACCGUGGUCUCUGUGACGUCAUGUGAGGCGGAGCUUAUUAUUACAAGUUGCCAAAAAAAACAAAACAUUGAGUUGAAAGGAUGGAGUGGAAUGAUGUGUUCUUUAAAGUGGAGAUGAAAUGAAAGUUUAACUGUGGGGUGGGGGGGUCGAUGUCGGAGGUGUCGUGACUUGCUGUAACACACAGGCACUUAAAAGAAUGACGAUCCAAUCUUUUCAACCCUUAGUGCCUUACCUGAGUGUGCUUGCAAACACAAACGUUCACUGCCAAAGCAGAGAGCUUCCUUGUAAGGCGAGCGGCUGUUUAGUAGAAAGCACACGCAGGAUUAGCUGAAAAUCUUUUAUAUGGAAAAACCAACAAAAGAUUAUACUGUACAUACAUAUUGUUCUGCACUUUUGUAUGAAAUUUCUUUUUACAUUAUAAACAAAAUCUAUUUGAAAUAGCUACGUUAUACAGUAGAUUGUACUGUGAUUUAGACAGGAGAAUGAAUGGUUGCCUCUUUUAAGAGAAGGUAGGCAGGAUGAACAGACUGGGAGGCUUUCGAAUGGGACGGAGUUUGUUUGGUCUGAAUGACAAAGCCUUGAAACAUGAAAUGUAUCAAGUCAUUGAACUUUUGUACAUUUAACUUAAUAAAUUGAAGGUCUUAA
Maylandia zebra (zebra mbuna) is the source of this 4301-nucleotide messenger RNA. RefSeq names its product mitogen-activated protein kinase kinase kinase 22 (gene map3k22). The record is from RefSeq and is a predicted model, not a curated record. Gene Ontology annotation, biological process: protein phosphorylation. Gene Ontology annotation, molecular function: protein binding; ATP binding; protein kinase activity. NCBI's taxonomy places the organism in Eukaryota, Metazoa, Chordata, Actinopteri, Cichliformes, Cichlidae.